AGUUCGACGUCGGCACUGAAAUGUGGUGGUUUCAGCAAGGCCUCUCUUUCUUGCCUGUGGCUUUAGUUGUUUGGUCAGCUGCAUCUUUUGUGUUUUCAUACAUCACGGCAAUCGUCCUACACCACGUCGACCCCUUGGUGCCCUACAUCAGUGAUACAGGGACAAUACCUCCUGAAAGAUGCUUAUUUGGGAUCAUGUUAAAUAUUUCGGCUUUCUUGGGUGUGGCUACCAUGUACGUCCGUUAUAAGCAAGUUUAUGCUUUGAAUCCAGAAAAAUCCAAGAUCAUCAAGCUUAAUAAGAUUGGCCUCACACUAGGAUUGAUGAGCUGUUUUGGACUUUGCAUUAUCGCAAAUUUCCAGAAAUGUAUCCUGUACUACAUACACGUGGUUGGAGCCUGCCUGACCUUCGGAGUAGGAGCCGUGUAUAUGCUGGUUCAGACUGUCCUGUCCUACCUGAUGCAGCCAGAAGUUCACAGCAAAGACAUCUUCUGGAUCCGCCUGACCGUGUUGCUCUGGUGUUGUUCAAGCAUUGUGAGCAGUAUCCUUUCGCUGUGCCGCGGCGCCGUGGAACAGGGCAGCCUUCACAACUGA
Messenger RNA from Leptosomus discolor (cuckoo roller), 590 nucleotides. The record is from RefSeq and is a predicted model, not a curated record. NCBI's taxonomy places the organism in Eukaryota, Metazoa, Chordata, Aves, Leptosomiformes, Leptosomidae.